This is a messenger RNA of Branchiostoma belcheri (Belcher's lancelet), 2109 nucleotides long. RefSeq names its product ribonucleoside-diphosphate reductase subunit M2 B-like. NCBI's taxonomy places the organism in Eukaryota, Metazoa, Chordata, Leptocardii, Amphioxiformes, Branchiostomatidae. The record is from RefSeq and is a predicted model, not a curated record. Gene Ontology annotation, cellular component: cytosol. Bases 102 to 1331 code for a protein of 409 amino acids. The transcript is spliced from 4 exons. Gene Ontology annotation, molecular function: ribonucleoside-diphosphate reductase activity, thioredoxin disulfide as acceptor. Gene Ontology annotation, biological process: deoxyribonucleotide biosynthetic process.
UCUGCUGAAGGGUUAUAAAGAUGGCGACCGCUGCUUAUUGUUAGAUAAGGCUACAAAACGCACAGUUUCUGUCGGCGUACGUCGUUCCCAAAGCUGCGAGCAUGGACUACACAAGUCCAGCAGGGGCGGCAAGAGGCAGUUUGCACACGGAAAAGGCUGCAGCGUGCUCCCGUGGGGAAGGAGUUCACUUGCUGAGGCAAAAGGACCGGAGUGGCAGUGACUCUGGAGUGAGUGACUCCGGUGACUCCGGAGUGAGUGGCUCCGGAAUGAGUGGCUCCGGAUUGAGUGGCAGUGACUCUGGAAUCUCCGACAGCUCCUCUGUGGGAACCUGCGAUGGCCUCAGCCUGGUCACGGGAGAGGCGGACGAACCCCUGCUGAAACCCAACCCCAACAGGUUUGUGGUUUUCCCCAUCCGAUAUCACGACAUGUGGGACUUCUACAAAAAGGCGCAAGCCUCGUUCUGGUGUGCAGAAGAGGUGGAUCUUGGGAAGGACAUGGCGGACUGGUGUUCGCUGAAGCCGGCGGAGCGGCGGUUUCUGUCGCACGUUCUCGCUUUCUUCGCUGCCAGCGACGGGAUCGUCAAUGAGAACCUGGUGGAACGCUUCUGCCAGGAGGUGCAGGUUCCGGAGGCUCGGUGUUUCUAUGGGUUCCAGAUCGCCAUGGAGAACGUCCACUCGGAGAUGUACAGCCUGCUGAUUGACACGUACAUCCGGGACCCGGGGGAGAGACAGCGGCUGUUCCGGGCAGUGGAGACCCUCCCCUGUGUGCGCAGGAAGGCGGACUGGGCGCUGCAGUGGAUCGCCAGUAAAGACACCAGCUUCGGGGAGCGGCUGGUCGCCUUCGCUGCCGUGGAGGGAGUCUUCUUCUCAGGGUCAUUUGCUGCCAUUUUCUGGCUAAAGAAACGCGGGCUGAUGCCAGGCCUGACCUUCUCAAAUGAACUAAUUAGUCGUGACGAGGGCUUGCACUGUGAGUUCGCCUGCCUGUUGUUUAAACACUUGAUCCACCCGCCCAGCCCGGACAGAGUGACACAGAUCGUCACCCAGGCCGUCAGUAUCGAGCAGGAGUUCCUUACGGAGGCCAUGUCGGUGGACAUGAUCGGGAUGAACUCACAGCUGAUGAAAACCUACAUUGAGUUUGUAGCAGACCGGCUGCUGGCAGAGCUCAGCUGUCCGAAGGUUUAUUCCGUGGAAAACCCGUUUGACUUUAUGGAAAAUAUCUCCCUCCAGGGGAAGGCAAACUUUUUUGAGAAGAGGGUGGCUGAGUACCAGAAAGCCAACGUGCUAACCCCCGAGGACAUGAGACAUGGCUUCACGUUAGACGCAGAUUUUUAGUGUAAGGAACUGUCAGCUGGACAGCAUCAGAUUUCUAGUGUAAGGAACUGUCAGCUGGACAGUAUCAGAUUUCUAGUGUAAGGAACUGUCAGCUGGACAGUAUCAGAUUUCUAGUGUAAUUUAGGAAACCUUAACAGUAUUAAUAUUUACUGUGACCAAGUCUGAACUGUAUUUAUAUUAAGUUGACUGGUCAAAGUUGUCUCAGAGGACAUAUCUUUGAUUAUCAUGUCAGAUGUAAUAGUGAUGUGCAAAGUGGCAGUGGAAGCACUGCGCAGCGAAUUUAUGCAUUUUUGUGCCCUGAAACAACUAUUGUAGGUAUCCUUGUGGUGUAGAUGGUUAUUAUAUCACUGGCUGAGCAAUAAAGAAUGUUGUUAACUGGUAAUACAUUGGUAAAACAUUUGUACGGCAGAAAAUUAUAAAUUCUUACCUCGAUGCUGACGACUCUGAUACCAUAGAGCAAUCUGUUGUGUGUCCUGGCAUAUUUUUGCUUAUUUUUAACUAGUUAACUAGUAUUGUCCAGUCGUAGUAUCCAGUCUGUUAUUGUACUGCUGCAAGGUCUCUGAGGCCUAGGAAAAAAAAUGUUGUGUUUCCUGUUUCCCGACCGACCCUAGAAAAACCUGCCGACCCUAGACUUUUUUGAGGAUGAACCCUGCAAGGACAUAAUUUUUUAAGCUGAUCAACAUUUUCUAACUCAAUGAACUGACAUUUGAGGGAUAAAAUGUUGUAGGGAAGUAAGUUUUCUGCACAUCUGACCAGUCCAGACAGACACAUACAACAA